This is a messenger RNA of Paramecium tetraurelia, 783 nucleotides long. RefSeq lists its product as uncharacterized. The record is from RefSeq and is a predicted model, not a curated record. Lineage: Eukaryota; Ciliophora; Oligohymenophorea; Peniculida; Parameciidae. The transcript has 2 exons.
AUGAAUUAAUCUCUUUACUCUUCAAACUUGAAUGCACUAUUACCUUUAGAAAAUUACUUAUUAAUACUUAAUGAGAAAACAAGGCUGAACAAAUUUAUUCACAGCUAGAAUACUAUUUAGAUAAAGCAGUUAGACACGGAAAAAACUACUAGAAGAAAAAGUUGUCAUUGUGGUUAAUGUGGGUAACAAAGCCUAUUUUAGUUCUAAACAAUGAAUAUUCCACUCAAGAAAAUAGAAAUAUUAAAAGAAGAAGAAUAUGCCCCACCUGGAUUUAUAACUACAAACUCUGAAUCUAGAACAAAUACUUUUUAUAAGAAAUCUUCAUUUAAGGAUUUGUAAAUCUGUAUACCAAAAGAGAAUACAAAUAACACUCGGCUGACUUUAAGUAUUCAUGGAUUUUAAAGAGCUUACAAUAGAUAAAAUACAUUAUUGAAAAUGAUUACAGAUGGGUAAGAAAGAUCAAAAAGAAAAGAAACUGGGUCAUUUUCAUAAUCUGAACUCUAUUCAUACAAUUCUUUGAAUUCUUUGAAUUCUUUAAAUUUUGCAACACAAUCCUCCUUAAAGAAUCAAAAGAAUUCAAUUUAGCUCAAAAGUCCUAUAAGUUUGUUUUCACCAAAACGCAAACAGCAAUAAAAACAUAACAAAUUAUUAAGUACUAAUACUAGGAUUAAUAAUCCUUAUAUAGUAAACUAAAAUAAAUAAUUUUUGAUAAAGCCAUUAAAGUUUUAACCUUCAACUUAAACUUUUGGAUGUUUGUUCCCAAAACUAAAUAAGAAAGCUUGA